Messenger RNA from Cydia pomonella (codling moth), 1384 nucleotides. RefSeq names its product histone H1-beta, late embryonic-like. The coding region runs from base 469 to 954 and encodes 161 amino acids. The record is from RefSeq and is a predicted model, not a curated record. NCBI's taxonomy places the organism in Eukaryota, Metazoa, Arthropoda, Insecta, Lepidoptera, Tortricidae. The transcript is spliced from 3 exons.
CUGUCAAUAAAAAUACACCAAUCACACACCAAUGGCAGUCCCAUAGUUUUUAUCAAAAUCUGGAACGCCUCACAACUAAAUUGUUAUGGCCAGACCAAUGCGAAUCGCCCUGGAUUUAGCUCUAAUUUCUCUAAAGACCGUGAAAGGACCUUUUUCAAAUUUGUGGUAUUUCGCUAAAAGCCGGCUCGCCGGCACUGCCGCUCGUCCUAUAGUUGAUAAUAAAGUGAUAGACAAAUUAGAAGAUGGCAUGUCCAGAACUACAGAAUUUGUAAUUUCUAAACUGGGAGUAUUACGAGAUCAACAGUUAGAAGGAGAAAAAGUCUACCUUGAAAAGGAAUUAGAAAAGAUAAAUCAAAAAUUAGGAAAACACUCAAGCUCUAAAUCUUCAUCGUCUUCUUCUAACUGCUAGAUGUAUGCGAAUCCGCAAAACCAUGUGUCUCCCAAGCAUGGCAAUACGCCAAAAUAGAAAUGGUACCACCAAUGACACAAGCUUUUUUUCAAGGAAUCGGCGGAAAAACUAUAGAAAGUUUUGCAGCUGCUAUCGGUAAUGGUAUGAUUUCAUUUCUGCGAUCAACCGUAACCGCUAUUGACGCUGCUGCUGCUCUAAAGAAAAAAGCUUUAGAAGAUGCACUUAAAGCCAAGCAAGAAAAAGCUGCGGCUGAAGCUAAACUAGCGACAGAAGAAAAGGCCAAAGCUUUAGCUGCUGCAAAAGAAAAAGAAGCAGCAAAAGCUCAAGCAGUAAAAGCAAAACCUGCCGAAGAAAAGGCCAAGCCUAAAUCAGCUGAGCCUGCAAAAGCUGAUUCGAAAACAGCACCCGCAGCUAAAGCUGCUCCAAAACCAGAUCCAAAAAAACCUGAGGACAAAAAACCUGAGGCCAAAAAACCUGAGGCUAAAAAACCUGAAGCCAAAAAACCUGAGGCUAAGAAGCCAGAUCCACCGAAGGCAAAAAAAUAAGCUGCAAGAGAUUGACAGAUUUGGAAAAUUGUUGUAAAUGUUUAUUUUAAAGUAUUAAAGAGUUCUGAAAAUAAAGCAACUUACUGGCCUUGUAUUUAAUGUUAAGAAGUCAAUUUUGACACCUCUUUAUUGACCCUUAUAUUUACGAAUCCAACCUACUGUUUAACUGAUUCAUAAAUGUUAAAAUUUACUUCUUAACUUACACCGACUUAUAGUGCAUCUGGUCCUGUGACAUUAAGGCUGACUGUACUUAGAGAGAGAGAGAGAGAGAGAUAUGAGGGAUGAACGUCGACAAUCGAUAUGCUUGCUCUUGUGUAUCGUUUGUGUGUACUUAAGAAUGUGUUUUAAUAUCGGAAAUAUUGUAUGAAUUAACUUGCAAUGUUUUUACUGAUGGUUUUCUGUUGUAUGUCAAAUAAACAAAAUUCUAUGA